UUGAGCAAUUGUCGAAUGUCAAACAGGUGUUUUCAUGAGGUGGCUUGAAGAGCAACGAGCUGGAUAGCGAGGGCGAAUUGUGCGUACAUUUUCAGUAAUUUCCGGCCAGCUGAUUAUGCUGCUUUAAAAGCAUACAGUUUUCGUCCAAUUCCUGGUGAAGGUGUAACGCGUAAGCGCUCAGAAUUUACUCGCCAGCUCGUGUUACGUGUCCGGGCUAUCAGUGACCGAUCGCGACAACAAAUCGCGGAACGAACCCACCUCCCUUCAAGUCAUACCCGAUUCGAACGUCGACGGUGAAACAGCAUCAUGCUCCGACUGGCGGUUACAUCACGGUUCCUCUGCCAACGGCUCGUCCGGAGGGAAGUUGGAAGUAGCUUCACCAUUUCCUCGGCCAACAUUUCCGCGUUCACCAGCGCCAGACGGACGGCUCACACGCACGGGAUUAGCAGCGCAAGAUCGUUGUCCACCUCGCAGCCAAAGUUGCAAAGUGAAGAGGUGGAAGUAACGUUCGUGCGAGCCAAUGGAGAACGCGUGAAGGCAAAGGGCAAGGUGGGCGAUUCGCUGCUGGAUGUCAUCGUGAACAACAACAUCGACUUUGAAGGUUUCGGUGCGUGCGAAGGCACGUUGACUUGCUCCACGUGCCAUCUGAUCUUCUCGAAACCGGACUACGACCGGUUACCGGAGAAGCCAAGCGACGAGGAGCUAGAUAUGCUGGAUCUGGCGUACGAGCUAACCGACACGUCCCGGCUCGGUUGCCAAAUCACGCUCUCGAAGGACCUAAAGGGGCUUGAAGUGCGCGUACCGGCUACGAUCAACGAUGCCCGUAGCUAAGGACCGUAGAAGUUCAUCAUUGCGCAUUCCUAGCAUCUUCCGGCAAAUGAACAAAACGCACUCAGGACACACACACAUGCACACACAUACAGCUUACGGCACGCCUUCGGUCGGCUUUUCAGUUUAUGCUAGUUCAAGUCUCUUCUAAGUCUUUGCAUAUCGAUAGCUUUAUUGUUUUGUUUGCGUACUUUACGUGUUCCUUCCAGUUGUAAAUAUGUGUCCAGCGAUUAUUUACCAACCCUUUCUGACCCAUAUCGUCUUAGACGGAAAGCUUAACAUGCACUGAUUUAAUCGAGACCCAGGUUCUUGAUCCAGGCACGCAACGAGCAUGUUUUAUUCAUUUAAACAUUCUGUUCCCGCUCCGCGUACCGCACAGCUGCAGGGUGCUGUUUUUAAGAUGCAGUAUUCGUUUAAUGUUUAUUCGAUCGGAAGAGUCAGUUCAGAGGUGGAGCUAAACGAAAACACCAUACGGCUGGUACAAUAUGCACACAGAGCAUGUUAACGAAUCGUCUUUCGAAUCGUGAAUGCUAGAAGGUUUGCUGCCACACAUUCGGUUGGGCAGAUUUUUAUGAAUAAAUCGCAAGAACAAAUCGCUGUAAAUAGGAUGUUAAAAAAACUGUUGUUGGAAAUGGAAGUUUUAAACUAGCCAUUCAGUGGAUCCGCUUCUUAUCAUGGGAAAAAAAAUCAAAAUAAAAUUUAUUUAAAAAAAUUAAA
Molecule: messenger RNA, 1545 nt
Organism: Anopheles stephensi (Asian malaria mosquito)
Lineage: Eukaryota; Metazoa; Arthropoda; Insecta; Diptera; Culicidae
Gene: Fdx2
Product: adrenodoxin-like protein 2, mitochondrial
Exons: 2
Coding region: 307-831 (174 amino acids)
Biological process (GO): P450-containing electron transport chain; positive regulation of oxidoreductase activity
Cellular component (GO): mitochondrion
Molecular function (GO): 2 iron, 2 sulfur cluster binding
Source: RefSeq, a predicted model, not a curated record